This is a messenger RNA of Staurois parvus, 1335 nucleotides long. NCBI's taxonomy places the organism in Eukaryota, Metazoa, Chordata, Amphibia, Anura, Ranidae. The record is from the annotation of a GenBank genome assembly.
AUGAGUCUGGGCGGGAAGGAGCUGUCCAAUCUCCUGGGCAUCCUGACGGAGGAGGCCUGCAGUAACACGUUCGAGGGCCUGUCCACCGCCUUCCACCACUACUUCACCAAGGCCGACCAUUUCCGGGUGGGCUCGGUGCUGGUGAUGCUCCUCCAGCAGCCGGACCUCCUGCCCACCUCCCCGCAGCGCCUCACCGCCCUCUACCUGCUGUGGGAGAUGUACCGAACCGAGCCCCUCGCCGCCAACCCGUUCGCCGCCAUCUUCGCCCAUCUCCUCAACCCCCCGGCCGGGGAGGAGGCCGAGAGGCUGCUGUCAGGUUUUCUGCCACCAAUUACACCACCUGAAAAAUUCUUCCUUUCUCAGUUGAUGUUGGCACCACCUAGAGAGUUAUUUAAAAAGACACCUAGACAGAUAGCUGUCAUGGAUGUAACAAAUUUGGCACAGCCGGUAGACAUAAGUGGACUUCAGUUAGCGCUAGCAGAACGGCAGUCUGAACUUCCAACCCAGAGUAAGGCCAGUUUCCCAAGCAUCCUAAGUGACCCUGAUCCAGACUCCUCCAAUUCUGGUUUUGACAGUUCUGUUGCUUCUCAAAUUACCGAAGCUUUGGUCAGUGGUCCAAAGCCACCAAUUGAAAGCCACUUCCGUCCAGAGUUUAUACGUCCCCCUCCUCCUCUACACAUCUGUGAUGAUGAACUUGCUUGGCUGAAUCCCAUUGAACCUGAUCAUGCCAUCAAGUGGGACAAAUCAAUGUGUGUAAAGAACAGCACUGGUGUAGAAAUUAAACGCAUCAUGGCCAAGGCAUUUAAAAGUCCACUGUCCUCUCCUCAGCAGACACAGCUCCUUGGAGAGUUAGAAAAAGACCCUAAGCUGGUUUAUCACAUUGGCCUCACUCCUGCCAAGCUUCCAGACCUGGUAGAAAACAAUCCCUUGGUUGCAAUUGAAAUGUUGCUAAAGCUGAUGCAGUCAAGCCAGAUUACAGAGUAUUUCUCAGUACUGGUCAACAUGGACAUGUCGUUACACUCAAUGGAAGUUGUUAAUCGGCUAACAACUGCAGUUGAUCUUCCUCCUGAAUUUAUUCACCUUUAUAUAUCAAACUGCAUAUCCACCUGUGAGCAAAUUAAGGACAAAUAUAUGCAGAAUCGCUUGGUCAGACUAGUUUGUGUCUUUCUACAGUCUCUGAUUAGAAACAAAAUUAUCAAUGUCCAGGACUUGUUUAUAGAGGUGCAGGCUUUCUGUAUAGAAUUUAGCAGAAUACGAGAAGCAGCUGGCCUUUUCCGACUUUUGAAGACUUUGGAUACUGGAGAAAAUCCACAAGAGGCCAAACCUACGAAAUAA